This is a messenger RNA of Impatiens glandulifera, 1519 nucleotides long. Its product is annotated as protein WALLS ARE THIN 1-like. The transcript is spliced from 6 exons. Gene Ontology annotation, molecular function: transmembrane transporter activity. Lineage: Eukaryota; Viridiplantae; Streptophyta; Magnoliopsida; Ericales; Balsaminaceae. Gene Ontology annotation, cellular component: plasma membrane. The coding region runs from base 79 to 1260 and encodes 393 amino acids. The record is from RefSeq and is a predicted model, not a curated record.
AUGCCCACAAUUCUCACUCACUCACUCUCUUUCUCUUGUUUAAUUAAUUAAUUAAUUAAUUAAUUUGCAUCAUCAUCAAUGGCGGACGGAGGUGGCGCAGUUCAGGCAAAGCGCACGAUGGGGGGAUUGUUAGCCAUACCGGAGAAGAUGCAGUUACAUCUAGCUAUGCUGACAUUGCAGUUUGGUUAUGCCGGUUUCCAUGUCGUAUCCAGAGCCGCCCUUAACAUGGGAAUCAGCAAAAUCGUCUUCCCUGUUUAUAGAAACAUUCUUGCUCUUCUCCUCCUCCUUCCUUUCGCUUACUUCUUGGAAAAGAAGGAGAGACCGCCGAUUAGCUUUUCAUUCCUUCUCCAGUUUUUCCUCCUCGCCGUUGUUGGAAUAACAGCAAACCAAGGUUUCUACUUGUUGGGCCUUGACAACACAUCUCCCACCUUUGCCUCUGCAAUCCAAAACUCUGUUCCCGCCAUUACUUUCCUCAUGGCAGUCAUUCUCCGGUUAGAGAAAGUGAGAUUGGAUAGAAAAGACGGAAUCUCGAAAGUGAUCGGGACUCUGCUCUGUGUGGCCGGAGCAUCAGUGAUUACUCUGUACAAGGGCCCCACAAUCUACAGUCCGGGGCCGCACCUGACGAGGAGAAAUCCGGCGGCUCUUCUGGCCCUGGGAGAUGCAGCCGGUAAAAACUGGACAUUGGGUUGUAUAUUCUUGAUCGGUCACUGUCUGUCUUGGUCGGGUUGGCUGGUAUUGCAGGCUCCGAUUCUAAAGAAAUAUCCGGCCAAGCUUUCGUUUACAUCUUACCAGUGUUUCUUCGGGAUCUUACAGUUCUUGAUCAUAGCAUUGUUUUGUGAGAGGGAUCCCCAGGCUUGGCUUGUUCACUCCGGUGCUGAACUCUUCAGUGUCUUCUACGCUGGUGUGGUAGCAUCAGGAAUUGCAUUCGCCGUACAGAUAUGGUGUAUUCAAAAGGGUGGACCGGUCUUUGUGGCGGUUUAUCAACCGGUUCAAACUCUAGUUGUGGCUAUAAUGGCUUCCUUUGCUCUCGGAGAGGAAUUCUACUUGGGAGGGAUCAUUGGAGCCGUGUUGAUUAUAGCCGGAUUGUAUUUGGUUUUGUGGGGAAAGAAUCAAGAAAGGAAGUUCAUCACCGCCGCCGCCGCCGUCAAUUCUACUGCGCCGGAACAGAGUAAUAUUAACAGAUCGCCGCCGCCGCCGGCUGUACAAAUCAAGCCGUCUCUCACUCAGCCGCUACUCCCUCAGUCAACGGAAACUGUUUGACCGAUCAGUUCUUGUCUCUUUUUAUUAUUAUUAUUAUUAUCUAGCUAGCAAAACCCUAAACCCAAUUGGCUACCCCCAGGAAACUCAAAAUUAAAAAAAAAAAAUGAGAGACAGAGGUUUGUUUAAGAAAAGGUUUGUGGUGUGUCACUAGAAGAAGAAGUGAGUGAAGAAUGUGAUGUUGAUGGAACUGUAUCUCUAGUUAUGUGGGGGACCUUUAAGGAUUCAUCAUUGCUUGAAAUGGAAUUUUAGUUUUCAAAUA